AGGAAACAUGUAAAAUCCCAUUCAACUGCAAGAGCAGCAACCAAUCUUCCCCAAUCACAAUCCAAUAGGGGAAUCAGCAAUCAAGAUGCGCUCAACGCAAUCGGGACGAAUAGUCAAGUCCCGUAAGGGAAAUGGGACCCCUCACCAGAAAAAUCAUAGAUGGGAGUCUUUUACGGCCAAGAUCUCUAAGCUUCAUUCCCUCGAUCCUCUACGAAAAGUGCGACGACAUGAUCUCGAAGUCGAAAACCUCGAAACGACGACCUCAUAUUUCAAAAAUGGCAUGGAGAAAUGGGCGGAUAUGAACAUAUCCAAACAAUUCACUCUCUUCCGGAGAGAUGUGCGGCCUUACUACGACAGUCUACCUCAGAUCCUGCACUUCCAAGACAAGAUUAUGGAACUGCUGGCCAAAUACAUUUCUGUACACGAAAAAGAGUCGCUAGAGCCUCUACUAGACCUUCUCACCGCCUUAGCACAUGAUUUGGGUUCGCGCUUUGAGAAGCAUUACCCGACUGCUCUAUCCUUGAUUACUGGAAUUGCAAGUCGACCUCAAGAUGCGGCGGUCGUUGAAUGGACUUUUGGUUGCUUGGCUUUUCUGUUUAAGUAUUUGUCAAAGCUGCUGGUUUCAGACAUCCGGCCAACCUUCGAUGCUCUGGCACCACUGCUGGGCAAGUCUCGGAAUCCUCCGCACAUCGCUCGAUUCGCUGCUGAAGCACUGAGUUUCCUCGUUAAAAAGGCUGCGGCACCAGCGAAUCGAGAAAAGGCUUUGCCCGUGCUAAUAGAACAUGUCAGAAAAGACCUUGAUACUAGUAGAGAUAGUCGGCAAUUUGGGCUAUACUACCAUGGACUGAUGACUAUGUUUGCGGAGGCUAUCAAAGGCCAAGGGCAUAACUUACACACGAGUGGAACCGAGAUUAUCAAGUCGUUGAUCGCAUCUGUUCCAAGUGAUGAAUGCCUUUCUUCAGAUCCUGUAACAUGGGUUGACUUAGUUUGCGGUGUACUCGUUAGUACCAUUCACCACACGACAGCAGAAACAUUCGAGCCUAUUCCAGAAUUAAUUAUCGAAACAGCCACGAAGGACGAGGAGUGCUCGAGAUAUGCGUUGCGUAACUGUCUUUAUGUCAGACUUCUAGGAACGAUAUCUGGAGUCCGGAAAGGUAGCCGGAUAAUCAACUGGUCGCCGAUUCUUAGUUGCCUAUUGGAAUCUCUAAAGGCUCUCUCCAAAAACCCGACCGUCCUCGGUGACGUUGACUUAUCCACCGUCUGGCAACAGUUAAUGGUCAAUGUAGCUAUUGUAUGGCAGCAAGCUCCGAUGGACUCAGUCAUUCCACAUAUUACCGAGUUUACAGCCGUCAUGACACGAGAUCCUUUGAUGAGAUGGUUUAUCCCGUUCUGUUCUUAUUUUUCGGACCUAGACUCUACCAGAUUUCGAAGUCUUUUACUAAAACCAUUUCAAAAGUUUAUUGUGACACAUUGGUCUGAGGGUUCUAAUGAGGAUAUGCUAUGCGUUCUCCUGCCCCGGAUGGCAGAAUCUCACGCGUUGCCUUCGCCUACGGACGCCGAUAACUUUUCGUUGCCACAAUCCUGGCAAGAUCAGAUUGUCACGAAAUUCGAGCGCCUCGAAGUUUCGCCCUUUCCAGAACAAGUUACUUCGGGAGGGUAUGAUAAAGACCCCAAAACGUGGCGCGGCAAAUGCUUGCCCAAAUAUUCGGCUCUUCUACGUGUCUUAGAAGCAGCCGCCGUUCGGCCUUCGACGAACGGACCGAUCGCCGAAAUAUUGCUGAGAAAGCUUAAGCUUGCACUGAAGCCUUCUUUGUCCUUGGCGAGCGAGGAAGCUCACUUCAUCGUGAGCCAGGGGUUCUCUUCAUACCUACGGAUAUGCAAGAUUACUGGGCAGAUCGACAGCUCUCUCGAACCUUUGCUUAAAGCCGCUACCCCUCGAUAUCGACGACUCACGGGCUUCCUGGAAGCUAUGAUUGCCUACGAGGACCAGCUUAAUCCUAGGAGAAGUCCCCAGAGCGAGAGUAGUUCUAAUAGUGAAGGUGAUGAGGACCCGUUUAUGAAGAGUCUGGUUGAUAACUUGUCUAGCUCAUCACAUCAGCACCGAUCUGCGUCUUUGAAAUUGCUUAGUCGGCUUGGUGCAGCGCCUGAUGAGUUAGACUCCUUAGCCACUAUGAUCCAAACCGAGGAAAUGCCUCUAGAAUUACAAAAUGCUCGGUUUAUUUCUCUCCAUAUUCGGAAGUUAGCAGCGAAUUAUCCUCAACUCAGCAAAAUUUCAUGGCUUCGACGAGCAAUACCCGCGUUUCUCUUCGGACAGAUGACGGUCCGUUUAACUCCAAUUUGGGAUUCUGCGGUUGAAGCGCUACAACAAAUUAGCCAAGAUAAGUCUGGCGAAGAUGCCGUAUGCGAGCUUGCUUUCAACUGGAUUGAUACUCCAUCCAAGCGAUGGGAGGGUCCACCGAAAGGGAUUCCAGCUUCUUCGAAUGGCGGGCUGACAGAUUUUGAAUGUUGGAAUCUAUCGAAUUUACGCAGACGGGCAGAUGAGGCAGAGCAAGUGCUUAGAUGCUCCUCGGAGGUUAUGUUAGAUAUUUUCGAGGGAAGCCAAGGUUUAGUUCCUCUGAUCACCUCCAAUGCAAGAUCCCAAGCCCUCAAGGUCUUCUUGGCCACCCCUGGUAUAGCGGAGAGAAGAUCUCGCAAGUUGGUUCCUUACCUACUGUCAUGGACAAGAGAUUCGGACGAGCAGGAUGAUAAUGAAAUGGAAUCACCUGAGCAGCUUUCUGAUGGAUCAUGGUCUCUUUUCGACAAGAAAGCCCUGCUUGGGGUGUUCGCGCAAUUCACAAACCCCAAGGUCUUAUAUCAGAGCCAGCAAGUUUACGAUGCUCUUCUCGGAAUGCUUGCCAAUGGCGAUGUCGAGGUCCAAAAAUCUGCUCUUAAGGCAAUUCUUACCUGGAAGCAAGAAGGUGUUAAACCUUUUCAAGAAAACUUGGAGUAUCUUCUCGACGAAGCCAGAUUCAAGAACGAACUUACGGUGUUGUUCCAAGGAGAUCAGCAGAUCAAGCCGGAGCAACGACCCGAAAUAAUGCCUGUACUGCUCAGGCUACUUUACGGGAGGUCGAUUUCUAAGAAGGGUGCUGCGAGUGGCCGUCAUGGUCUUCUUGCUACUAGGCUUGCUGUGCUAAGGCAGCUUACAAUUGACGACAUGGGAGAGUUCCUCGAAAUUGCUCUAGGUGAUCUUCGAGGGGUCAGGAUAAUCGAAAAUACCCAAUUGCGCGAAGAUACGUUCAAUCGCGAAGUAUUGACCGUCCGAAAGCAAGUCGGAUUUUUGAACAUGAUGGAAGCCAUGAUUAACGAGAUGGGCACAGACGUUCUUUCCUUUGCCGACAAGAUCCUUAACGCAGUUCUCUACUGUCUCGUACUUUCUUCAAGGAAGCUAAACCAAACCGAUGAGGACGUGGAAGAGGACCAACUUGCGCAAAGUUCCCUCCUUCGAGUCGUCAGGAGCACAUCAUUGAAAUGCAUAAUUUCACUUCUCCGGAAUGCCACCAGCUUUGACUGGACUCCAUAUAAAGACGUGUUCAUCAAUGAGGUUGUGAGUCCGCGUCUGGACAAGCUUCCUGUCGAAACAACCCAAGGUGUAUCUGGCACCCUUCAAUUCAUUUCUACGUUAUCGCAAAUCCCAAAGACUGCUUAUUUUCUCUCAAUCGAUAAACGGAUCAUUCCACAGUUGAUGGGAUGUCUAAAAUUGGAGAAGACCAAAGACGAGGUCAAAAUAUUUGCCCUUGGUAUUGUGCGGAGCAUAGCGAAUCUAUCUCAGCAGCCGGCCGAACAGUCGGAAUUCAACGAGCUGAUCCAGGAAGAAAUACUAGAUCCAAAUAUCAACUUCAUCUUGGAGAGUAUAGGUGCUGUGCUGAAAUCAAAAGGAGAAGUAGGAAGAGAUCUACUCAUGGCAUGUGUUGAAUCUGUAGUAGAGUUGUCUCCGAUCAUUCAGAAGUCCGUUUACCUUACAGAUCUUGUUGACAUAUCGGUUACCCUUCUCAAUCAACCUUCGCGUCGUGUCAAUCCCAGGGCUAAGGGGCUUCUCCUUUCUAUGCUUGAAAACUUUAUCAAGCUUGCGGGAGCUGAUCUCUCGGUUGAAUUGAAAGAUCGGAUCUAUUCGACAUUAUCAUCACUCUUCGGAUUUUUCAAGGACCGUGUCAAUCGACAGGCGCUAUCAAAUGUCCUAGCCGUAUUGUACAAUGAUCCGGUCUCUCUUGAAUUAUCAACGCUCUGUGCGGAUCUCAACUCCUAUGAUAGUAGCCGCGUCGAGGAACCGAAUUAUGAGAAACGUCUGCAAGCCUUCAAUUCUAUCUUACAACCAAGAGACAUACCAUUCACGCCGCGAGAUUGGGAGCCUUUGAUAUACAAUAUGACCUUUUACAUCAAGCAUGAUGAAGAGUAUGGAAUAUUGUCUGCGAACUCGGCUGAUGGCUUGUGCAAGUUUGUUGAAGCUGCCGCUUGUUCAGAGGGAGAAGAGCGAGCUAAAUUUUACGAGAUGCUCUCAGAUAUCUUGAUCCCAACCCUAUAUUCUAAUGCGCGAGAGCCGUCGGAGACGGUGAGAAGGGAGGCCGUGAAAGUAUUUGGGUCUCUGGUGUCUCGAAUGCCAUCUUGGCCUCCGGUCGCCGAUCUUGUGGCAAUCAAUCCUCAGCCAAACGAAGACGAUCCCGACCCUAGCUUCUUCAGCAAUAUUCUAAGCCCUGCCACUGCGAGACAGAUGCGAGCCCUUCAGCUACUAUCAAAGGUCAAUUAUCAUACACCUUUGGGCAGUAAAAACCUAACCCACUUUUUCGUGCCCCUCCUCGAACAAUUUAUCUUCAACCGAGAGGAGGGUAGUGAUGAUCAUGGCGUAGGUGCUCAAGCAGCAUCAACAAUUGCUGAUAUAGCCUCUUCUCUAGAAUGGCCUCAAUAUCGAGCUAUACUACGCAGAUAUAUCAGCUACAUCGAGUCGAAACCGGAACUGCAAAAGCAGUUGAUUAGACUUCUCGGAAAGUUCGUCGACACCCUUGCGGCAGUAGCUUCAAAUGAGAAUCCGGAUGCGAUGGAUGUAGACUCAACAACUACUACGGGCCCGCCAGAGAAAUGUAGGCUAGCAGCAACAAUGCCCGCCCAUGAGAAGUUGAAUGAUGAUGUCCUGACUAAUAUCCUACCAUCGCUCGUGGAAUAUCUUCACGAAAAAGAUGAAACUACGGUCAGCUCACGUGUUCCUGUCGGUAUCAUUGUCGUCAAGAUUCUGCAGGUGCUUCCAAAAGAAACACUGGACCAGAAACUUCCCGGAGUCCUUACAGAUAUUUGUCAUAUCUUACGAAGCAAAGCAUGGGAGUCUCGAGAGAUGGCACGGAGUACCCUAUCAACUAUGACAUCUCUUUUAGGGGCAUCUUAUUUUGGAUUCGUCCUUAAUGAAUUGAGAGGGGCUUUAACAAAGGGGUACCAGCUUCACAUAUUGUCUUAUACGAUGCAUACCAUCUUAGUCAACGUCAUCCCCCAAUUUCAACCCGGAGACCUUGACUACUGUCUCGACAAGAUUGUGAGCGUCAUUAUGGACGAUAUUUUCGGGGUCGUAGGCCAAGAAAAGGAUGCAGAGGAGUACAACAGCCAAACGAAGGAAGUUAAGAGUAGGAAGAGUCAGGACUCAAUGGAACUCAUUGCUCGAACAGCUUCUGUCAACCAUCUUGUUGAUCUUGUACGACCUCUGAAGUCACUGCUGCUCGAAAAGCUUGACAUCCGCAUGGUCCGAAAAAUUGAUGAUUUGCUGUCCAGGAUAGCUUCUGGCCUGUUUAGCAACUCUGCGGCCGGGACCCGGGAUACCUUGGUGUUUUGCUAUGAGGUUAUUCAGGAGGUGUACGAGAGCGAGAAGCCCCGAUCCGAACCGAAGCUCGACCCAAAACUCAGACGGUACCUCAUUCAGAAGGGCGCUAAUAAAAGCGGUGAUCGCAGUACAACUAGCAAGUACACAUACAAACUCGUACGAUUUGCCGUCGACGUUCUUCGGUCUGUACUGAAGAAACAUGACAACAUUCGGAACGCCACCAAUAUUAUUGGGUUCAUCCCAAUUCUUGGCGAUGCUCUAGUCGGAGGCGAGGAAGAAGUCAAGAUAGCGACUUUUAAGCUUCUAAUCACUCUUGUCAAGGUUCCAUUCAAGACUGACGAUGCGACGAAACUCUACAAGGUGGCAUCCAAGGAAGCUUCGAAAUGCAUCUCGACGUCUACGUCCACCGAAACAGAUCUUGCACAGAGCGCUCUUAAGCUUAUGUCUGUCAUCAUUAGAGACCGCCGCGACGUUGUGGUGAAAGAUGCAGCAGUUGAUAUGCUACUGAACAAGGUUAAGGACGACCUAACGGAGCCUCUCUAUCGCCACGUCACCUUCAACUUCUUGCGAUCAAUUCUUGACCGAAAAGUUGAAACCGCUACGGUAUAUGAUAUUCUAGACUACGUCGGAACUGUUAUGAUCACCAAUGAUGAUAAAGACACUCGAGAUUUGGCCCGAGGUGCUUUCUUCCAAUUCCUUCGCGACUAUCCUCAAAAGAAGAAUAGGUGGGCCAAACAGCUUAGCUUCGUCGUGGCAAACUUGAAAUACGAAAGGGAAGGCGGUCGUCUUUCGGUCAUGGAGAUUGUACAUCUUUUACUGAUGAAAUCGGCCGAUGACUUUGUUCAAGAAGUCGCUGCAACCUGUUUCAUUCCUUUAGUCUUCGUCUUAGUCAAUGAUGAUAGUGAGAAGUGUCGACUGGCUGCUGGCGAAUUAAUCAAGGAAAUCUUCCGAAAAGCAGACAAGGAACAAACAUCGAAGUUUUUGACGCUUAUGCGUUCCUGGGCGGAGCAGGAUGACAAUCCUUCGGUGUUACAACUGGCAUUCCAAGCAUUCUCACUCUACUUCGAAGCCAGGGAACCUGCCUCAAAAGAUCGCAAAGAUGCAGGUCUCUUACUCGAAGCGGCUACUAACGUGCUAAACAAUUACUCUAAUUUUUCAAAGGAUUCGGAGUUGAUUGACACAGUUAUGCGCAUGGUACCAAUUCUCAUAGAGAAGCACCCAUCAGCAGCAUUGGCACAUGACGGAUUAUGGCAAUCGAUUUCGGUUCCUCUUUCGCAUCCAGAUCCCACAGUCAAGCUGUCAAGUGUGCGCUUGCUGAAGAUUUAUUUAGCUGAUUUCUACGAGAAUAAUAAGGAUACCAAUGAUGCACGGACUCUUGUUGGAUCACACGGCCUUCAAUUGCAAUCACAAAUGGUUGGGCAUUUAACCCUUUAUGCAGUGGGUGUUCUUAGCCCUGCAACUGUAAGGAGGUGGAAGAGAAGAAUGCAAAAGAAAAAUAGUGCUGCUUCCAGUACGAAUGACGAUAGAGCAUUCUCUGUUGAAAGUACAGCGGAGCUUGACGAGACCCUCGCUGCUGAAGUUGGUCGAGUUAUCCUGACGCUAAGCAAAUUCAUGGAUAUUGGUUCGCCGGAUCCUGAAUCCAGUGAUAGCGACGCAGAAGACUCUGAUGAUGAGGAGGAAUGGGGUGGUCUUGAUACGGAAGAAGAAAUCAGCCAGAAGGCUACUCUCCACACGCUAUUUGUUUGGCUCUCUGAAAUUCUCGUUGAAGAGACGCGGCCUAAUGCCCGUGCGCUCAUACCCAAAGUGGCGGCAUUAGACAUCCUAUAUAUCCUCAUCUCAACCUUACCCGAAGCGUCUCUAAGACCUUCGCUCAACAUCCUCCUCACGCCCCUCCACCACCGCCUAGACCCUUCGGUCCCGACGCCGUAUUCCAUAGACGAGGUGUUCAAGGCGCGGUACGAGGGCCUCAAGACGAAGGCCGGCGAAGCCAUGGACGUCCUGCAGAAGAAGUUCGGCACCACGGUGUACACGCAAGAAUUGCUGGCCGUGCGGGAGCGCGCUAGAAGGCGCCGCGAGGGCAGGUCCAAGAAGAGGAAGAUCGAGGCCGUUACGCAGCCGGAGAAGUGGGGCAAGUGGAAGAAGGGGAAGCUGGAGAAGAAGGUUAAACGCAGGAAGGAGAAGGGGCUGCAGAAUCGGAAUCGGAGGAGGGAGUAUUAGAGCAUGAAGCCGAUUUCUGAGGGGGUUUGGAGUAGUGGAAUCUAGAAUGGGAAAAUGGAAUAAUUUGGGAGCAUCGCGUUGAUGCGUAGAUAUGAAAUGAUAGUUGAUUAUAUCCAAAUAUGCUUGACGAUUGCUCAUUUGACUAUGAGUUUAUGUUUGUUGCUUGAGAAUUUUGAAGAAUUCGAUGACUUUUUUUACUGCUA
Messenger RNA from Annulohypoxylon truncatum, 8259 nucleotides. Its product is annotated as armadillo-type protein. The transcript has 2 exons. The record is from RefSeq and is a predicted model, not a curated record. Bases 86 to 8056 code for a protein of 2656 amino acids. Lineage: Eukaryota; Fungi; Ascomycota; Sordariomycetes; Xylariales; Hypoxylaceae. Gene Ontology annotation, cellular component: small-subunit processome; nucleolus; 90S preribosome.